Messenger RNA from Armigeres subalbatus, 2931 nucleotides. RefSeq lists its product as uncharacterized. The coding region runs from base 1 to 2931 and encodes 976 amino acids. The transcript has a single exon. Lineage: Eukaryota; Metazoa; Arthropoda; Insecta; Diptera; Culicidae. Gene Ontology annotation, molecular function: nucleic acid binding. Gene Ontology annotation, biological process: DNA integration. The record is from RefSeq and is a predicted model, not a curated record.
AUGGCGUUGGAGCGAUUUCUGAAAAUGGAAAAACGAUUGGAACGGGAUACGGAAAUGAAAAUUCAAUAUCAUGCCUUCAUGCAGGAGUAUGCUAACCUUGGGCACAUGAAGAAGGUAACAAAUGAAGACACACUGAGGGAGAAUGCAAGUUCUGGAGCGCAGAAGGUGCUUUACCUGCCUCACCAUGCGGUGUUGAAGGCAUCAAGCAGCACGACCAAAGUGCGCGUUGUGUUCGACGGAUCAGCGCGCACAAACAGCGGAUAUUCUUUGAACGAUGCUUUAUUGAAAGGACCGAUAAUCCAGGACGAGCUUUUGAGUCUUCUAGUGCGUUUCCGCAAGCAUGAAAUCGCAUUGGUAGGAGACGUGGAAAAAAUGUACAGGCAAGUUCGCGUACAUCAGGAUGAUACAAGCCUUCAACGAAUCCUUUGGAGAUUUUCGGCCGAUGAACCUAUUUGCGAAUACGAAUUGCUUACAGUCACCUACGGAUUAACACCAUCAUCAUUUCUUUCCAUUCGAGCGUUGCAUCAGUUAGCAGCAGACGAGGGGGCUGAAUUUCCUGUUGCUAGUGCGGCUUUGAUCCAUGUAUUUUACGUAGACGACUACAUCGGCGGGGCAUCCAGUGUUGGCAAUGCAACUCAAUUGCGGGAAGAUUUGACGAAAUUGAUGUCCAAAGGCGGUUUUGUACUGAGGAAAUGGUGCUCGAAUUGUCCGGAGGUACUGAAGGACGUCCCUGCAGAUCAGCUAGGAACGCAUCUGUCGAUUACAUUCGAUUUGAAUCCAGAUGAAGAGGUGAAAACAUUAGGAAUAACAUGGGAGCCAAGAUCUGAUCAAUUGAGAUUCGACAUGGAGGUUGCAGUCGACAGCGUAGCGUGGACAAGGAGACGAAUUCUUUCGUGCAUUGCGAAGCUAUUUGAUCCUCUAGGAUUAAUAUCGCCAAUAGUCGUUUAUGCGAAGAUAAUUAUGCAGCAGCUUGCUUUAUUGCAAACUAGUUGGGAUUCUCCUGUUCCAAUGGAAUUAGAGAAAAGGUGGACGGCUUUCUACAACGAAUUAAACAAUUUGUCGAAACUACGAGUUCAGCGGUUUGCCUUCAUAUCUUCUUGGAACGAUGUUCAGAUCCACUGUUUUGCAGAUGCAUCAGAAUCAGCUUAUGGAGCCUGUUUGUACGUUCGUACAAUGGAUGCCACUGGAAAUAUACAUAUCGAAAUGCUGUCUUCGAAAUCCCGUGUAGCUCCAUUGAAAAGGCUUACUCUACCACGUUUGGAGUUGUGUGCUGCUAAGGAGGCAGCUACUCUAUACUCUAAGGUCAUUAAGGCAAUCGACCUGGGCCAAGUUCGCUCCACAUUUUGGUCUGACUCAACAAUUGUGCUUCACUGGCUUCAAGCUCCUCCAAAUACUUGGAAGACCUUUGUUGCCAACCGAGUCUCGACCAUUCAAACUAUAACACAAGGUCAUCGUUGGCGACACAUAGCUGGAAAGGAAAACCCUGCUGACUUGGUAUCCCGAGGAUUGACCGUCAACGAUUUUCUUCAGAACCUGUUGUGGAAAAAUGGACCAUCUUGGCUACGAAACCCAGAGGAUUCCUGGCCAUCUCAAACUCUGGAGAUCAGUUGCACGGAUGUCGAUAUGGAGACUAGAAAGUUAGUAACACACAUUACAACUACGUCAACGGAACUCAACGAAAUCUUCACGAUCCGGUCAAAAUUGGAGGCACUUCUACGUAUUGUUGCUUACUGCAUUCGAUUUGGUCGCAAUUGCCGUGCUCCUGAUCAAAGAAAUCGCUCUCCGUGUUUGACUGUAGAAGAGAUUUCUGCUGCUAAAUUAGCCUUGGUCAAACUAGCCCAAGCUGAGAGUUUUGAAAUCGAGCUUGAACAUUUGGAGAAACAUCGGAAUGUCAAUCGCAAGUCUUCACUUAGGCGUCUCUCACCUUUUCUCGACAAAGCAAGGGUGAUUAGAGUUGGAGGACGUUUACGUCAUGCAAAUCAGGAAUAUAGCAUGAAGCAUCCUGCAGUUCUUCCAAGCAUGCAUCCCUUAACAAAGUUGCUCGUCGACUAUUAUCAUCGGCAAACAAUUCAUGGAGGACGCCAGUUAACACUCUCCACAAUGAGGCAAGAAUUCUGGCCUAUUCAUGGAAAACGCGUAGUCGACUGCGUUCUACGAAAGUGCUACCGCUGCUUCCGCAUAAACCCCACACCGGUACAACAACCAACAGGCCAGCUUCCGGGCACGCGAGUCCGUCCAAGCAGGCCUUUCUCCAUUACAGGAGUGGACUAUUGCGGUCCAUUUUAUUUGAAACCACCGCACCGUCGUGCAGCAGCGCCUAAAUCAUACAUUUCGGUGUUCAUAUGCUUUUCAACCAAAGCCAUACAUUUGGAGAUCGUGAGCGAUUUGUCCACAGCCGGCUUUCUUUCAGCCCUUCGUCGAUUCUCAGGACACCAUGGCAUUCCAACUGAAAUUCAUUCAGAUAACGCCAAAAAUUUCGCCGGUGCCAAGAACGAAUUGCACGAUUUGUAUCAUACCCUGAAUGAUAAGUCCAGUCAAGAACGUAUCGGCAACGAACUGUCCCUGCAAGGCAUCACGUGGAAAUUUAUACCCCCUAGAGCACCGAAUUUCGGGGUUCUUUGGGAGGCAGCCGUCCGUUCUGUGAAAACCGCUCUUAAGAAGGAAAUUGAAACCCGUCAGCUUUAUUAUGAAGAUUUCUCCACACUACUUGUCCAAAUAGCCGCAGCACUGAACUCGAGACCAUUAGCCCCACUUUCUGAUGAUCCAACAGAUCUAAACGCGCUCACACUAGCGCAUUUCUUAAUUGGCACACCGAUGAAUGCUAUACCCGAGCGCAAUCUAAUCACUACCCCAGCCAACCGCUUAGACCACCAUCAACAACAGCAGCAAAUGUUCCAAAAUAUUGGGAUCGUUGGAGCAGAGAUUAUUUGA